AUGGUUGUACUAAUUAAUGUCGCAUGUGAAUGUCUUCUCAUUGCAAGUUGUCUCUUUUCAAUUCGAAAAAUCGUUAAUUCCGAUCAUCGAAGCGUCUUUUCCACGAAUUACACACCAAAAAAUCCUCUCGCUUUCAUCAUUCUUUUUGCUUCCAUUGCCUUUGCAGCUUGCUUGGGAAUUAUUAAUUAUGCUUCUUUGAAUUCACAAUUGGCAUCUUACCACCCCAUUGUUUCUAGAUAUGUUGGAUCUCUAAUCAUGCCACUUCUUCUUCCAUUUGGUGUUGUUCAAUCGAUUGGAUAUGGCCCGAUUAGAAUUACUCCUUCAGUGGGACAAGUAAUUUUGACAGCAUUGAUCGCAUUUAUUGGAGCUGUCAUUUACAAUGAACAGGUCGCUGGAUUAAGAAGUGGAUUGUUUUCAAUUCCACAUUCUGCUGAGGAGUUGUUGAGUGUUGGAUCAGUUGUAUUUUGCUUGCUUUAUGCAAUUUAUGGAUAUUUGACAGCUGGCAGCAGUGCUUCCACUAUUCGUUUCAAAUGCUUACACAUGAUUUAUGCAGUAGUGACUAUGAUUGUUGCUGACUCGAUCUUGAAGAAUAAGUUAUUGGGUGGAAUGGAUGUAAGCCCUUUUGAAAAAGUUGACUUGUUUCACAUCAUCUUUUCCUUUUCCAUGAUUUUCUUAGGAAAUGUGGCUGUUGGAGGUUUUUAA
Molecule: messenger RNA, 702 nt
Organism: Naegleria lovaniensis
Lineage: Eukaryota; Heterolobosea; Eutetramitea; Acrasida; Naegleriidae
Exons: 1
Coding region: 1-702 (233 amino acids)
Source: RefSeq, a predicted model, not a curated record